AUGGUGUCCCGCAAGGCCGUGGCCGCGCUGCUGCUGGUGCACCUGGCCACCAUGCUGGCUGCCCAGACUGAAGCCUUCGUGCCCAUCUUCACCCACAGCGAGCUCCAGAGGAUGCAGGAGAAGGAGCAGAACAAAGGGCGGAAGAGAUCUCUGGGCGUGCAGCACAGGGCCGAGGGCGCGGGGCCCCUGGCCCCCGAGGACCCCGCAGACGGACGGGAGAGCCCAGCGGUCCAGCUGACUGCUUCUGUGGAAAUUGGAAUACGGAUGAACUCCGGGCAGCUGGAAAAGUACCGGGCCGCCCUGGAAGGGCUGCUGGGGCUGGCAUCGCCGUCCACCCGGAACGGUUCGGAGGGCGGCGCCGACACUGUUAAUAUUACGGGAGCACAUCUGAGCAGCAACUGA
Messenger RNA from Sorex araneus (European shrew), 402 nucleotides. RefSeq names its product motilin (gene MLN). Gene Ontology annotation, molecular function: hormone activity; motilin receptor binding. Gene Ontology annotation, cellular component: extracellular region. Bases 1 to 402 code for a protein of 133 amino acids. The record is from RefSeq and is a predicted model, not a curated record. The transcript has 4 exons. NCBI's taxonomy places the organism in Eukaryota, Metazoa, Chordata, Mammalia, Eulipotyphla, Soricidae.